This is a messenger RNA of Lethenteron reissneri (Far Eastern brook lamprey), 1209 nucleotides long. Its product is annotated as protein-glutamine gamma-glutamyltransferase K-like. The record is from RefSeq and is a predicted model, not a curated record. Gene Ontology annotation, molecular function: protein-glutamine gamma-glutamyltransferase activity. Gene Ontology annotation, biological process: peptide cross-linking. NCBI's taxonomy places the organism in Eukaryota, Metazoa, Chordata, Hyperoartia, Petromyzontiformes, Petromyzontidae.
GUUCAAUGUCGCAGUGAAAUUCACUCACGAGGCGACUGUCUCUGGUCUUGGUGUGCUCCUUUGACUGUCGGUGUUUUGCCGUCUUGCCCAAGCUUGGAUAUGAUGUUGACAAAUCUACAGGAAGGUUCCGAGGAGGAGCGCCGCGUGGUGGUGUAAGCACUCAGCCUGCUGAAGCGCGGGAGUGCAGAGAGGCGAACCCACGAGGUGGAGACAGGAGGGCCAGGGUCCUCCUGGGGGAACAAAGCGAGCGGCGUCCAGGCGGGGUCGAGAGGGCAGGAGACGCAGCGGAUAUUGGCAGGGCUCUGGAUAGCGGCGCGUGCUGGUGUGCGAGCCCCCGAGUGCGUACCUGCACCUGGCCGUGGACCACUUCGCACUCGUGCUGGUGGCGUGUGCGCCGGUGCUCGACAUGGCGCCGAGAUUGCACGUGACCCGUGUGCGCUCCCCACGCUUGCACGUGAUGGAGGGGACCCACGUGGGUCGCGAUCUCUUCUCCGAGCUCUGCUUCACGAACCCCGUGGCACGUGCCCUGCACCGCGUGCGCGUCCGCGUGGAGGGAGCCGGCGUGCACACGCCGAGCAACAUACUCGUCGGCAACGUGGAGGGGCACGGCUGCACGCGCGUGCCCGUGGUUCCCAAGCGCCGCGGGGAGCUCACGCUGAUCGCGAGCCUCGACUGCACGGAGCUGCCGCAGGUGCACGGGGGAGCCACCUUCCAGUGCGAGCCCUGAGACUUCAGCAUCACCACCAUCAUCAAUAUCAGAUCUUCAUCGCAUGACACAGGAGCAGGCUUCUGGGACCUCACCGGUGCUCAUGAUGGUGCUGAAGAGCUGGGUAAGGAGGGCAGCACCCUGCCUGCCAAGGAUCUUCCAGGCCUCAGCAGGGAUAUCGUCCGGGCCAGUCGCUUUCCCAUUCUUCAUUCUAUUGAUAGCUUGUUCCACUUCGAUGAUGGUGAUAGGCAAAACGGGACCGAGGACGUGUUCAGCGCUAAUAAUUGGUGGGUGGGGAAAUUCCUGGUUGCAGAUUCCAGAGAAGUAGUCGCUCCAGCGUUGAAGGAUGGCGGGCGGGUCUCUGAGAGCGCUGUAAUUCUCAUCCUUUAUGCAUUUAACCUGACCAAUAUCCUGAGUCGAACGAUGGCGCGCCUCUGCCAGUCGAUAGAUCUUAUUGGCACCUUCUGGGGUGUCCAGUUCGACAUACAGUUGGUCGUAUUGAG